GAAAAAAAAAUAUCAUAAAUACAACUGUAAAAAUAUAUAUAUUAAGUGAUGAAAAGCGAAUGAUCAAAUACCAACAGCAUUUUAAUGUGGGUUCCAGAAAAGAAAUGCGUUGGUGUUGACUAUGUUAUUUACAAAACUAUAAUAAUUUGAUUGAAAUGAAACCUGGUUGAUUUGAUGCAGUGCAGAAGAGGAAUUUGGAGAGAUGGUGAAGUUGAAGCUUUUGGAAGAGCCGCACCCGCACCCAUUGACCUUCAUGGAAGGAAGAAUAAACUGCCGAGAAGGCAUGUUGUGCUGUGGCUGCAACAAAGAAUUGUAUCCCCCAGCUUUCAUUUGCUCCACCUGCAACUUCUAUAUUCAUCAAUCCUGCAUCCACCUUCCUCCUCUACUCCGCAGCCGAUUUCACCCCAACCAUCUUCUUUCUCAUGCCGCUAUCAACCACGACCAUUGCCAUUGCUGCUGGCAGCGGCCCCGCGAUUGCAUCUACACCUGCUCCCCAUGCGGUUUUGUCAUCGACAUCAAAUGCGCUAUCUCAGACACAAAACAGAGCGGUUUGCAAUUGGUGGCCGGCCAAACAUAUCAACAUUUCACCCAUCCACAUCCAUUGAUCCUCGAGGAGCAGAUCACUGGGAGGAGGAAGUUGGUUGUUUGCCAUCUUUGUGAGAUGCUCCUUGUUUCGGGUCCUACUUACUUCUGCCCUAUCUGUGAUAUCCGCUUUCAUAAAGCCUGUGCCGAGCUGCCGCGUGAGAAAUUGCAUCUCGAACUCCACCCCCACCCGCUGUUUCUUUUUCCCCAUCGCUGGGAUGAACCAUUCUGCCAUACCUGCAAGAACCGAUGCUCGUCGUUCGUGUACAAUUGUGUUGAAUGUGAUUUCAAUCUCCAUGUAACGUGUCUGUUAUCUUCACAUCACAAACACUAUUUCACCAGAUUCCGGAAUAGAAUGGGGUUUCAGUGCCUGUUAUGUGGUUGGAAUAGCUAUGAUUUUCCGUGGUUCUGUACCAUCUGCCAUCUUUUGGCUCACAAGGAAUGCGCUGAGUUGCCAUUGUCCCUCCGGGUUGUAGGACACGAGUGUUCUCUCAGUUUCAAAUACUCUCACCCGAACAAUUUACGCUGCGAAAUCUGCAGAAAGAAAGUCGAACCGCAGUUUGCAGCAUACAAUUGUUCUAAAUGCAGCUAUGUCAUUCAUUUGAGCUGUGCUGCAAAGAAAAUGUUUGAAGAAGUUGGUGCUGUUUUGCCCUUCAACGGCAUCACCAGCCUAAGAGAUGGGGCUUCAGCCAUCCACAUUCUGGAUUCAAAUUGUGAACAUGAGUUAGUCCUCUACAACCAAGAGGAAGAGGAUGGCAAUGGCAAUGGCAAUGGCAAUGGCAAUGUCAAUGAUGAUAACCGCUGCCACGGUUGUAUGCGACACAUCUCAGCCGCUAUGCCAUAUUACGGUUGUGUGAACUGCGAUCUCUUUCUCCACAAAAUCUGUGCUGAUUUGCCAGUAAUGAAUUGGCACUUGCUUCACCAACAUCCUUUAACCCUCAUUCCAACCCAAGAUGUCGUAUUCCAGUGUAAUGCUUGUCUGCAGUUCUGCCAUGGCUGCUAUGCCUACCACUGCGAAGAAUGUCGCUUCAUGCUCGACAUACGAUGCGCUCUGACCCCAACCAAGCAAUUCAAGCAUCCAAGCCACCGGCAUUUGCUGUCUCUUGCACAGUACAACAUGGUGAAUCAAACAUGUCAUGGCUGUGGCCAAAGCAACAACACGGUGUUCGAAUGCCACGAUGGCUGCUGCAGCAACUUCUCUUUGGACUACAGAUGCGCAACUCUACCGCUCCAAGCAAGAAGCAGGUACGAUGCUCAUUUUUUGGAUCUGAGUUUCUCUGCGGAAGACGAAAGCGGGGAAUAUUACUGUGAUGUAUGCGAAGAAGAGAGGAAUCCCAGCGUGUGUUUUUACCACUGCAAGAUGUGCCAAUUCGCUGUCCACAUUGAGUGUGUUCUUGGGGAAUAUCCAUGGCUCAAGUACGGAUUAUAUGAAACUCACAGGCAUCCGUUGGCUCUGGUGGCAGAGGGGAAGAUGAAUUUCUCUCCUUGUGGGCACUGUGGGAAAUCUUGUGCCGGAAACUUGGCCUAUGAAUGCCGCCGCUGCAAGUUCAAUGUCCACGCUGUUGGGCAAUGUUACCACAAACAGAUUCUCCAAGGCAAAAUAAUUUUCGACAUCAAGUGAUCAAUUUUGUAGCAACCAUAAUCUCAUGUGGUUGGCUUGUAGUGACAAUCUCAAAUUCCAUAAAGAAAUUUGAUCAUACGCUCGACUUCCAAGAACUAAUCGGAAAUAAUAGAAGGACGAAAAAGAAAGGAAUCGAACGGAACCUAGAAAAGACACAAUUUCAAUCUCAUCUCGCUCCCUUCGAGUUCGAUAUUGUGUUUCGAUUAACAUUGUGAUUAAUACAAUUUUAACCUAAAACCUCUCCCUAAACCUCCAACUCUUUGAAAUCCAGCAUCCUAAUUCCCAACUGCAGGCGUUACACCAAUCAUCAAAUAGCGUCAAAAGCCAAACGAAGAAAAGGAAUUAACAAAGAAAGACAAUUACCAGAAAUCUGUCUUUGUUGGUAAAAAUAUAUAUACGCAGUAAUAUAAAAUAUCACUGAUUCUCAAGCAAUAGCAAUCCACAUGGUCUAAUUAGUAUUUUUUCCAUAACUGUGUCACAGUUUUAUCAAUGCAAUAAAGAAAAUACGAGAUAGGGAUAGAAAACAAACAAUACAGUCCAAUAUCUCACUUUCUUCUCUCUUCUUUCUCUCUGCCGGUAAAAAUGGCCACCGCUCCCCCUUUUUUUGCUUCUG
This is a messenger RNA of Momordica charantia (bitter melon), 2816 nucleotides long. RefSeq lists its product as uncharacterized. NCBI's taxonomy places the organism in Eukaryota, Viridiplantae, Streptophyta, Magnoliopsida, Cucurbitales, Cucurbitaceae. The record is from RefSeq and is a predicted model, not a curated record.